CAGAACUUGGGGAGGAUCACCCUGUAACCUCUGCUCUGUUAAACAAUGAGAUAAAUGUUGUGUCAUUACAUCAGCAUUUAUGAGUUAAAGGGAGUUGGACUGUUGUGUAAUGAGCACAUGUACUUUUCUUUACGACUCACUGGGCGGGGGGAGCUGAGGAACGGACCAAGUGGAAACAAACAUGAGCAGAGUUAGAAGACCCUUGAAGAACACUCUGCAGUUCACACCUGUUAGCAAGCUAUACAGAGACAUAUACCUUGGAGGCCUCAUCUUUUAGUCCGUGGAUGUUGGAAGCAGGGAGCCAGUGAAUCCUACAUACCAGUGCACCAGGGGUGAGCAUGAAGAGAUUGAACCGUAUCAGCUCCAGCGGCAUUGAUAACCCCGGCCUGGAGCUCAGCAGUGCAGCGCUCGGUCCGGUCAGCGGUUCCUCCGUCCCUGUAAGGUCAGCCUCAGUGGUGCAGUCUGUUAGCCAGUGGGCAGCUUACGCUCAGGGCCACUGGAAACGGGCUGCCCAAAAAUGUGUGAGGAAGAAACCCUCAGACGAACCUGUAGGGAGCAAGUACAAGGGUCUUGCCGGGGAUGAAGAUGCUGUAGAUGGAGGUGAUAAAGAGCAAAAUCUAAAUAAGCGCCUGUUGGAUCACUUCAGAGUUCUGGCUGCCAGCAACAAGGACUCAGAUGAGGUGGACCUGCAGUACCUGAACAGUAUCCUCACAGAGGGAGCUGACCCCAACUCCACAGACAAAUAUGGACAGACUGCCCUGCAUGAGAUCUCUCGGGCCUGGAAUGUAGAUGUGAUGCGAUUCUUCCUGGAGCGAGGAGCAGAUAUCCUGAGGGCUGAUGCGUUUGGGGUCACAGCCCUGCAUGUGGCCGCGGCCUUGGACUAUGAAGAUAUGAUUUGUUUUCUUCUAGAAAGAGGAGCUGACAUUGAGGCACGAACUCGCAAAGACCUGCAAACACCUCUACACUUUGCUGCUAAGAAUGAUGCCAUUGGAGCAAUUCAGAUUCUGUUGCAGAACGGAGCAGACAUUGCUGCACAUGACUACAAACAGAGGACUCCUCUACAACUAGCUGCCAAUCUGGAUCGCAGUGAAGCUGCACGCACGCUGUUGGAGUUGGGGGCGGAUGCUGGUGUACGGGAUGCUGAUGGACAGCUGUGCAUUACAGCCAUGAUUGGCAAGAUGACAUCAGUGGCCAAUCUGGCACUGAAUCAGUUCUGUGUGAAAGACCGAAUGACCCGGCAGCAGUUCUUCUACCUUCAGCUGCUGGAGCCAGAUCCCACACGCAAGACCGACUCAAAAGGGAGAGUCUGCAGAGAGCCGACAUCCCCGCUGGAGUUCAUCGUCCAUCAAGGAAAGCUGGAUCUCAUUAUGCAUCCUGUAGUUCUGAAGCUUAUCAUGGUCAAAUGGAACCUGUAUGCCAGACUGGGUGCCUGGAUUCUCCUGUUACUCAACUUUUUAUUUAUUGUUUCCUGGACAAUAGUGGCCAUAUCUGUCUCUGUAUCGCGAGAGGAGGGUGAGCGCUAUGUUUUUCCUCAGGACUGGUGGCGUGUGUUUGUGGUGGUGUUGGCGUUAGGGCUGACUGUGUUAGAGGUGUACAGAGAGGUGAUGGAGAUGCUGCACUCUGGCAGAAAGCUGCAGGACUGGCAGCAGUGGAGUGAACAGAGACUCAGAGAAGACCUGGCCCGAACGCACCCCAUGUGGCCUGAGGAACGUCAUUACUUAGAGGGGCAAAUCAAGUUCAUCUACAAUUUGAAGGGGAGCUACUCACAAGACCCUUGGAAUAUAUUUGAUUGGCUUGUGUAUAUAUUGCUGAUAUCAGUUUUGGGGGUCCACUUGGCCGACAUCUACCUGGUGUCCCGCACGCUCCGAACGUACAGCCUCCGCAUCUUCGCUGUGGCCAUCAUCUUCCUCUGGCUGAGGCUGAUGAAGCAUGUUCGAGCCUUUAGGGUUAUGGGUCCCUUUAUUGUCAUGCUGGGGAAGAUUGUGAGUGCUGUGCUGCGCUUCCUCUUCUUGUAUGCUGAGAUCUACAUCCCAUACGCCUGUGCUUUCUGGAUUAUAUUUGGAGGCUUAGCUGAUGUUCCCAGUAUGCGGACAGUGCCUCAGCUGCUCUACAGUCUGUACCGGAUGACCCUGGUGGAUGAAUAUGAGUUUGAUGCCAUGGUGGCUGUGGACUCCAUCAUGGCUCACUUGCUCUGCGGGACAUUCCUGGCCCUGUCUGCUGUUCUGUGUGUCAACCUGAUGAUUGCCCUGCUGUCUCACACUUUCCAGAGAGUGUAUGACAACGCACUGGCCAAUGCAGUGAUGCAACAGGCGUCCAUCAUCCUGCAGGUAGAGGAGUCCAUGCCUCAUCUGCGUCGCUUCUACGACAACCAGUUCAUCCACCGCUACUGUGCCCCUCUUGAAGAAUUUUACGAUGAUAACAUUGCAACUGAUCCAGAUCAGCAUGAAGAGACGAAGAAGCUCACAGCACAGAUCAAGGAUACUCUGGAUGAAUAUUUGGACAUACAAAAACAGACAAAACCACCCAGACCAGCUCCUGCAGAUGACAGUAAGAUAAGUCCCAGUGAGGUUCCUCUUGACAGCUACUCAUCCUUUCAGGCCCAUAGUGCUGAGUCGUCUUCUCACAGUGGAAGGAUGGACAGAAACACCUGUGGAUUUUUUCAGAUCUGAAAGAAGAGUGGAGCUUGAUUUUCUCCUCUCUCUCAAAGAUGAAAGCUUUAAGUGCUGUGUGUGCUCUGAUGGUGACAGUUUUGGUGUCUACAGGGUCUCGCACCGUUGUUAGGAGCCCCAUUUUCUCUCUAGCUUUAAAUCAUUUUUCAAAACUCCAGUUUUGGAAACUCUUAGUUUUUCUCUUAUUUUUAUUUGCCUUCCCUCUUCCCUGUACAAGUAAAUUAUUUUGUACCUAAUCUCCUCAGCAAUAUCUCUUUAAAAAAAUAUUAUCUUGUACUUAAUGGCCAUUAAAUGCAUGACGAGAUGGUCUCAGACAUUUGCACAGUACUGUAUUUCUCCAUCAUGCAUAAUUUGACCAGUGACCUUCCAGAAAAGAAUGUGUAAAAGCUUAUGAACCCAUUCUUUAUAGACGGAAAAGCUCCACAUCUCCAGUGCAAAGAGAAGAUCUUGCCACUCUGAGAAAACUUGAAAACAACCAACAGCAACAGUGUCAGGAUCUGCGAGACUUACGAGAAGAUGUAAAGAAACUGCAGGCACUGCUGC
This is a messenger RNA of Colossoma macropomum (tambaqui), 3212 nucleotides long. Its product is annotated as transient receptor potential channel pyrexia-like. The record is from RefSeq and is a predicted model, not a curated record. The transcript is spliced from 20 exons. Bases 339 to 2669 code for a protein of 776 amino acids. Gene Ontology annotation, cellular component: membrane. Gene Ontology annotation, biological process: calcium ion import across plasma membrane. NCBI's taxonomy places the organism in Eukaryota, Metazoa, Chordata, Actinopteri, Characiformes, Serrasalmidae. Gene Ontology annotation, molecular function: protein binding; calcium channel activity.